AUGGAGGAAGGCGUCCAGGCCCCAGACUGGGACAGUGAUGAAACCGUGAUAGAGGGUUCAGUGACGGAGAGCGACCUGGAAGAAGAGGAGCUGCCCUGGAGAAGGUUGUUAUUUGAUCAAGACACAUCUCUUAGAUAUCAGUUCAGUCUGCAUCCUGAUACAAGAGGAAUGUGCAAAGGCAUGCCUUCUCCUGAGAUUCAACUUGGGUUUAAGAUCAGAGAAGAUCUGCAAGAGCAAAUGAAUAAAAAUAAGGUGAUGCCUGUUCUUAGCAAGGAUACAAUAUUACAGUCUCAAGAUGAAACAGUACGAAAUCAAGCUCUGUUACAGACUAGAAAAAAUUGUUCAAUGUUCUUUGGGUCAUUUCCCCAGUCUGGACUUUCAUCGAACCACCAAAAUAUUGAAGGGCCUGAACCUGAAAGUCCUGAAGUUUUGCCACACAUGGAAAAGGAACUAAGUGAAGGCAGAAAUUCUCCUGAAGUUAGCCUUCUCUCAGGCACUGCUAUUAUAGUAUCUGAUACGGUUACUGUAAAGGAGACAUCAAUAAUAGAGCCAGAGAAGAUCUUAGCAGAACCAAAUCCAUUUUUUGAGCCUAGAAAGGAAGUCACAUUGACCGUGACUUCUGAAGAAACUAAGGAUGAAGAAAGCUCACUUGAAACCUUUGUGUCUGCCUUAGAAAGGUUACUCACAUCACCAGAAAGCACCCAGGAGGAAAGACUGUUUGAAUUAGUAAGUGAUUUUGAUCCUAAAGAAUUGAUGAACCCAUUGAGUGACUCUCUGAGUUCCAUAUCAAUACAUUUGAAUGCAUGGUCGUCAUGUCACAGAGAUUUACAAGAAAAUGUGAAGGAUGAUGCAUUGCCAGCUGAAUUAUUAGAAGCCCUGAACACAUUGUCAGAAGCCAAGGUGGAAACCAUCUGUCAUAGAAAAGAGGGAGGUAGCAGUCUCAGUGCUAGAAAUGAAUGUUUAGAAGUGGAGUUCAAUAUGUCUCAGAUCCAUGAAGAUUGUACACAAAUAGCAGAGACUCUACAAGACCCAAAUCCAUCUGGAUUGCAAACUUUGACUCAUCAAAAUAUCACUUCUUGUCAACCACUAAGUAAUAAUAGAAAUUCAAAUUUAGUGACAAAUAGCUCUGACCAGGAAACUGCAUUUGUGUUAAGGAGAUCAUCCAGACUAGAAAAACUGAAAAUAAACAGAGAUGCAAAGUACUCAGAUCACAUGUAUAAGGUGCCAGAAAAGAUUUUACCAAAAAUCCUUGGCUGUGAGGACUUAACAGACUCUUCAACUCAGAAUUUCAGACUGCAGGAUCCGGCUUUAAUGACUGAUGGUAAAAAGAAGAAUAUGCAUUCAACCAGGUUCAAGAGUGGAGGAAAAAUGAUCAGGAAAAAUGAACAAUUUUCAGGAAGAAAAGAAAAAAUGAAGGUGAAAAAAAUACAUCUUGCCAGCAUUAAUCGGAGAAACAUUUUUGGAGAGAACUUAGUAUAUCAGGCUGCUCUGCACGAUGAUGCUGGUCUUGUUCGUCAUUAUAUAAAACAAGGCGGAAAUGUUAAUCAGCCAAGUUAUGCUGGUUGGACAGCACUUCAUGAAGCAAGUGUAGGAGGAUUUUAUCAGACAGCAAGUGAACUAUUAAAAGGUGGAGCAGAUGUAAAUAUCAAAGGAAUGUACCAGAUUACUCCCCUACAUGAUGCUGUGAUGAAUGGACAUUAUAAGGUGGCAGAGUUACUUCUUUUGAAUGGAGCUGACCCAUUAUUUAGAAAUGGUGAUGGAAAAUGUGCUUUGGAUGAGGCCAAAGAUUCAUGUAUGAAGCGUCUCCUUGAGAGAUACAUCCCUAAACAUCAAAAAUGCCUUACAUUGGCUCAAAGGAAUAGCACUGACCCACUAGACAUAGAGGAUGUAUACCAACACAAGAAACCAAAAUUCAGUUCUAGAAGUCACAUUUGCCAUGUUUGUAAUGAAAAUUACAACAGACAGAAGCAAGAACUUGUAAAAGUCAAUAAAGAAAGCAAAGAGAGUUUAUUUAUAAAUAUAAAUAAAGAAGAUGUAUAUGAAUAUUACCAAAAAGUUUCCAAAAAUACAAAAUUUGGUAAAUCCAAGCAUAAACAAUCAACUCUUAAGCAGAUAUACUCUACAGGACUCAGAAAAUGCAGUAUCUAUGAUGUCAAAGAUUCCAACACAAACCUGCCUAAAGGUAUAGGAAGAAGAAACAUGCAAAGUAAAAGGACCCAAGUAGAUGAUGUAGACUGCAAUCCAAGAAAGACACUAGCUGUCUUUCCUUCCAGGAGGAUAAACAGAUUGGUUACUGAUCAACAGCAUAUUCCACAAACUCUUAGUGACCUUCCAGAAGAGUCAUGUGAACCUUCCGGCAUAACUCUGCCAAGCCUGAAAACUGGCUUAGAUAACAAUAUUGAGGUUUGUUCAGUCUCUAAAGAGACACACAUCCAAAACCUGGAUUUAUCAGAUAGUCAAGAAGUUCAAUGCUUGGAAUUAGAAUCUGUUGACCAAACUGAAGCUGUUUCUUUCCCGGGACUUUCAUUACACAAAGAAAUCAAGUUACCACUUGUUACUACGGAUAAGCAGCCUCACACUCUCCAGGAACAACACCACACCCUUUAUAAGUCUCAUGAAAACAGCAAAUUGGUCCAAAAAGAUGAGAGCUUUAACACAUGGGAAAAAGCUUUCCUAUCCUUUGUAAAGGGAAAUUCUGAUAAUGAUGAUGAUUUCUCCACCUCUGAGAAGGCUGUAAUAUCUAAAAAGGUAAUGUGUUCUACAGGCUGCAAAAACCACUGUAAUUUUAAGGAGAAUUUAACAAAUAGAAAAGAAAUGGAUUUUCAACAGUUUUUACUUUCUGAAGAUCAUUUUUCACAGGAAAAUGAGGUAAAAGCAGUCAGCCUAACCACACUUCCGAAACAGGAAGCUGUUAAUUUUUCUGAUUCAGAUAAUGUAGUUAUUUCUGAACAAUGUGUUGCAAAUUGUGAACAAUGCAUAUUUGGACCUUCUUUUGAUCACUCACAUGGCAAUCCUGAGCAAAAUUCCCUGGUUUGUAUGCGAACAUUUUCGACACAGGAGGUUUCAAAGUUGACUAAUCAUGUGGAGCUAUUCAAAAAGCCACAGGAUUGUAUUCCCAGAGCACCAACUUUUGUAAUGAAUGAAACAGAUACACAUAUUGUGGAAGAGGUGGCAAAGAAUUGUGACACUGAAAGGAAUUACAUUGACAAAGACCAAAAAUUAAGUUAUUCAAAUGAGCCAUUAUCUAUAGUUGUUCAUUCUCAGGUAAUAGAAACAACUAAAGCCGAAAAAAGGAGACAAAACCUAGAAAGUGAGACUAUACAUGAUAUAGAUUCUCAUUCCACUGACACUGUGAAUAAAGACUUGGUCAACAUCUCACAACUUAGUCGAAGAGAAAAGAAGGAAAUUUCACACAAACCAGAUGAGGAAUUAACUAAUAAUAUCAGUGGAAAUGAAAUAAUGACAAGAAAUUGUGAAGAGAUAAAAGAAAAAACAGAGUCAGAAAUUCACAUACCUACUAAUAUCCAAGAACAUGAAACAGUUCAGAAUUUCAGAAAAAGACGUUUCUUAAAAACUACCUGCAAAGGAAUGAAAACAGGUGGGAUCAAUAAGAGGCAUGCCAGAGGGAAAAGCCGGCUUCAUUUAGCUGCCAGAAGAGGAAAUCUGUCCCUAGUGAAAGCCCUAAUAGAAACUGGAGCAGAUGUGAAUCUAAAUGAUAAUGCAGGUUGCACACCACUUCAUGAGGCAUCUAGUAAAGGAUCUGUUGACAUAAUUGUAGAGUUAUUAAAAGCUGGUGCUAAUGUUAAUUGUGAAAAUAUAGAUGGAACUCUGCCCUUACAUGAUGCUGUUGCAAACAAUCAUUUAAAGGCAGCUAAGAUUCUACUACAGAAUGGAGCAAACCCUAAUCAAAAAGAUAAAAAGAGGAAGAGUGCUUUGGAUGAAGCAGAUGAUGAAACAAUGAAAGAAUUACUGAAAUCUUAUAGUGCUAUUCAGACCAAUAAUAGAGAUGAGAGUGAUGGUAUAGUCAAUGAAAAAAUUCCUGCUGUUCGGUCUAAAAGACAUAAACAGUGUUUUUGUGAUGAUGGCAAUCCUGUUGAUUCACCUUCCCUCUCAUACCAAGAAAGAUCAAGAGAAAGCCUUUCUGCACAUCAGACCCUCAGUGCCAUUCUACAAGAUAUAGAAGAAAAACAAGAAAAUUUAUUAGAGUUUGAAAUAAGAAACCCUGAAGAUGCAGAGCAAUACAUUGAAAAGAUGUUAAAGAUAAAAGAGAUUAUGAAUAAUGUGCUUGCCAAGCAGAAAGCAGAAAGGGAUGAUCUGGCUAAAAAAUACAGGGUAUCCAUAGAGUCAUUUAAGCAUGGAGCCCUGAGAGAACAAUUGGCCAACUUGGCUACAAGACAGAAGAGCCUUUUAGCUGUGGCAAAAAAACAGAAAAAAAUAAGCCUGAAAAUUCAAAAUUAUAAGAAUGUUACAUCAUUGUCUUGUCUUAGUUUAAGGAAGCUUCCACCCAGAUCAGAAAUCUUUAGUGAAAAGAACAGCCAAGAAGAGCUCACUACUCUGGAAAAUUUAGAGCAUCCCCAAUCAGUUUCACUUUCCCCUGUUUGUGGAAGCAUGCAGGAAACACAAUUGUCUCUAGAAACUUGGAACUACAGCCAAAAUACUAACAUUUGUCUAAAUUCAGAGGCAGUGAUAAGGGGGGGAUUUUCUGGAAAUGAGAUGAAUUCUGAACAAAAUAUCAGUGAUUGUACCUUGGCUGGUUUAUCAAAAUCCAGACAUUCAGAUGGCACUGAGAAGAUUAAAUUAUCAUCCGAACCUGUUGCUUUUAUUGGUCAAACAGAAUAUUCACAGAAAGAGAAUGAUCUUAUAGAAGCUACAGACAAAGACCAUGAAUUCUAUAGUCGUUCCCCAGUAAUUGGCAAAUUAAAUAUUUCAGAAACUGCAAGUAUCCUUGCCAAAAGUGAUGCUCAUCCAUCAAAUGUUAUCUGUGAUCAGGACCUUUCCAAUUACGACCCUAAAAGAGGAAACAGGAAAACAACUUCCCAGGAACCAGCUAGGAGGACAUCAGAAUCCCUAGCACGUCGAAGGAUUGCUGCCUUAGGCAGUGACACAGUGAAUCAGUUGAAACCAUAUCUUAAAAAAUCAGUUUUUGCUGUUCCACAUGCAGAUGACAGUCAGAUCUCCUCUUCCUCCAGAUCUAUAAAAAAGCCUUUAAACUACAGUACAGCUCCUAAAAAGAAAUGUAUUCAGAUAAAAGAUUUGAUAUUACUAGGAAGAAUUAACCCAGGAAAUAACAUUCUGGAAUUCAAAACACAGGAGACAACCCACAAAGCCAGUAUUUUAUUGAAUGGUAAACUUAAGGUAGAAAGCGGUCAGAUUUAUAAAAACCCAGUCACCUGGCUCAAGGAUCUUCUGGGAGGCAACAGUUAUGUGACAUGGAAUUAUGCCUGGAAUAAGGUAACGUAUCUUGGGAAGGAGCUUUUAAAGUAUGUUUCUGAGGAUGUAUCCAUACUUCCAGAACCAAACUCAGUACCUCAGCAAUAUCAGCCUUGUCUUCCAGAAGUUGCUUGUUUAGAUGACCCAGUACAGGAACCAAGCAAAUCAAUGUUUGAGAAAACAAAAUUUGAACAAGGAACUUCCGGAGAGCCAAUGCAAAGCAUCCCACGUUAUCUACAAAUAAAUGAAAUACUAUUAAUAAGUGAUCAAGAAUUUCUCCCAUGCCAUGUAAUGGAUCAGCAUUGGAAGUUUUGUGUGGAAUGUGAGGAACUAAUGCUCUAA
Molecule: messenger RNA, 5772 nt
Organism: Saimiri boliviensis boliviensis (Bolivian squirrel monkey)
Lineage: Eukaryota; Metazoa; Chordata; Mammalia; Primates; Cebidae
Source: RefSeq, a predicted model, not a curated record